AUGGCACCCUACGCCACUGCGGCCCCGGCCUCAGUGUGGUCGUCCCCGAACGAGCAUCGCAGCACUCUCGUGGGCAAGCGGAAAGCCGAAGAUGAAUUCGACGCCCAGUCGAACAUAUCGUCGCAAUUCAAGAAACUCCGCUUGAAUCAUGCGGUGCCGCAACCACAGCCCUCGCCAUCAGGCGUCACGUACAGACCUCUCGUUGCGGACACAGAUAUACGGCCUGCACCUCCGUCAUUCGAGAACCAUGACUACGACACAACUCCCUCUUACGAACCUCCAACACUACCCGACUCGGAGUUUAUGACCGUGGACGAUACUCCGCACCGGGUCAUUAUCAAUGAUCUGGAUGCUGAGAUUGCACGAAUCGAAGCCGACGAAGCAGCGGCCGCGUCUACCGUCUUCCUUCCUGACGUCGACAAGAAGGUCUCUUCCAUUCCUCAGAAGCUGUUGCAGAACCGUCAAGCAGCGUCAACACCGGAGAGUACGAACACUGCUUUAGUUCUAUACCGGGAUCCCGCCAGCAUCAGUAUACCCGAAGAAGGAGACGCGGUGAGACUGGCCAUCAUUGCAGCGCGUGCGCGAGCCAGGGAGAAGCAAGCAGAAGAGCAAAGAGAGCGAGAAAGACAGGAAGCAGUGCAACAAGGUAGUCAUGACCAUGACCUUGAGCUAGAUGAUGCUGCGACGGAUCACUCGUCGCACCGAGAUGAAGACUUUGAUAUGAUGGAGAUCGAAUGA
Messenger RNA from Exophiala viscosa, 738 nucleotides. RefSeq lists its product as uncharacterized. The record is from RefSeq and is a predicted model, not a curated record. The coding region runs from base 1 to 738 and encodes 245 amino acids. The transcript has a single exon. Lineage: Eukaryota; Fungi; Ascomycota; Eurotiomycetes; Chaetothyriales; Herpotrichiellaceae.